Calliphora vicina (urban bluebottle blowfly) is the source of this 591-nucleotide messenger RNA. RefSeq names its product mitochondrial ribosomal protein L27 (gene mRpL27). The record is from RefSeq and is a predicted model, not a curated record. The coding region runs from base 99 to 530 and encodes 143 amino acids. Gene Ontology annotation, cellular component: mitochondrial large ribosomal subunit; ribosome. NCBI's taxonomy places the organism in Eukaryota, Metazoa, Arthropoda, Insecta, Diptera, Calliphoridae. Gene Ontology annotation, biological process: translation. Gene Ontology annotation, molecular function: structural constituent of ribosome. The transcript has 3 exons.
UUUUCUUACAGCUGACUAAAAUUUUUGUUAUUUAACCUUACAAAUUAGAAUAUAGUAAUGAUUUAUUAAAAUAAAAAGUUGAAUAAAAUUGUUAAAAAAUGUCAUAUACAAUUCUACAAAAGCUGUCUUUAACAUGUUUGAAGGCAGACCAACCUCUGUUAACCACGAUACGUAAUGCGAGUAAGAAAACCGGUGGUAGUACUCGCAACAAGAAAGGACAUGCUAGACCAAAACAUCGUGGCUGGCGAGUACAGGAUGGUCACUAUGUAUCACAAGGUACUCUAUUGGCAACACAAUUAACCACCAGAUUCCAUCCAGGUUUAAAUGUUGGUUUUGGACGUAAUGGUACAUUGUUUGCUAUGGAACAUGGCAAGGUCUAUGUCACCUGUGAACCUUUAGACCCCAAUUGGGACCAUACCUGGGUACAGCGCCAUUAUGCUGGCCGUGAGGGUCAACCCAUACACAAGAAAUUCUUUAAUGUUGUGCCAGACCAACAGCAUCAACGUUUUCGUUUAGUUGAUGAAAUUUAAAAUAUGUAAUUUAUAUUAAAUAUUAAUUAAUAAAGUUGCACAUUGUUAUAAUUUAAGGUAA